AUGAAAGUACAUGUCUUCGGAAACCGUCCAUCACCCGCGGUUGCAGCAUAUGGUUUGCGCAAGACAGCUUUGAUUAGUUCUGGCGAGUUCGGCUUGGACGUGACAGACUUCAUCAUGAACAAUUUCUACGUAGAUGAUGGCCUCACAUCUGUUCCUACAGAAGAACAGGCAGUCACCUUGAUAGUUGGCACACAGUCAGCUUUGAUGAAAAAUGGUAAUUUGCGCCUUCACAAGAUUGCCUCGAACAGUAUGAAUGUGUUGAAUGAUUUACCCCGUGAAGAUUUAGCCAGAAAUCUAACAGAUAUAGACCUUUCCUGCAGUGAGAUUCCAUUACAACACAGCCUAGGACUCUGCUGGAAUAUAAAGAAUGACACUUUCACGUUUCAAGUAUCGAAAGAUGUGAUUUACUAUGAUUAA
Mya arenaria is the source of this 417-nucleotide messenger RNA. RefSeq lists its product as uncharacterized. The coding region runs from base 1 to 417 and encodes 138 amino acids. The record is from RefSeq and is a predicted model, not a curated record. Lineage: Eukaryota; Metazoa; Mollusca; Bivalvia; Myida; Myidae. The transcript has a single exon.